Molecule: messenger RNA, 9227 nt
Organism: Cottoperca gobio
Lineage: Eukaryota; Metazoa; Chordata; Actinopteri; Perciformes; Bovichtidae
Gene: kif1aa
Product: kinesin family member 1Aa
Biological process (GO): microtubule-based movement
Molecular function (GO): microtubule motor activity; ATP binding; microtubule binding
Source: RefSeq, a predicted model, not a curated record
CAAUAGGGCCAUUUUGACCGCUUUGGAGUGUGAAGAAGCGGCCGAACAUCCAAACAACCGACUGGCCACCUUCCUCCCUAGGUCCCCCACUGGCAAGGCAGGGCAGAGGGGGGUGUGUUGUUGAGUGCAAGACACCGUCCGCGGUAACCUCAGCCCUUCCCGUUUUUAUGGAGAGGAGAGGCUGUUAGCAGCAGGGGCAGUGCCAGACCUGGAGGAGACCAGAGGAGGUGGAAGUAGCCUCGGAGCUGGAUAAUAAAACAGAAGAGCACCGACAGACAGUCUCUACACGGGAGCAAGACCUUAUUGGCACUGCGGAGACCUGCAGGCCGGACACCUGGGCCCUAAAUUAAGGCACCCCAAGGUGCUAGGAAGAAAGCACCAUGGCAGGGGCCUCUGUGAAGGUGGCGGUGCGUGUCCGCCCCUUCAAUUCAAGGGAGAUCGGCAAAGAUAGCAAAUGCAUCAUUCAGAUGUCUGGAAACACCACCACCAUCGUCAACCCCAAGCAGACCAAAGACAACAAGAGCUUCAACUUUGAUUACUCCUACUGGUCCCACACCUCGCCAGAGGACAUCAAUUAUGCCUCUCAGGUGCAAGUGUAUAAAGACAUCGGAGAGGAAAUGUUGCUGCACGCCUUCGAGGGAUACAAUGUCUGCAUCUUUGCUUACGGGCAGACAGGGUCUGGCAAGUCCUACACCAUGAUGGGGAAACAGGAUGUCAAGGACCAACAAGGAAUCAUUCCCCUGCUGUGUGAAGAUCUUUUCACUAAGUUCAACAACAAUGCAGACAACAACAUGUCUUAUUCUGUAGAGGUAAGCUACAUGGAAAUCUACUGUGAACGUGUGCGGGAUUUACUGAACCCCAAAAACAAAGGGAACCUGCGUGUUCGAGAACAUCCUCUGAUGGGACCUUAUGUGGAGGAUCUGUCGAAGCUGGCUGUUACCUCCUACAAUGACAUCCAGGACCUCAUGGACUCUGGCAACAAGGCCAGGACUGUGGCUGCCACCAACAUGAAUGAGACAAGCAGUCGCUCUCAUGCUGUCUUUAACAUCAUAUUCACUCAGAAACGCCACGAUGCUGAGAGUGAUAACACCACUGAGAAGGUCAGCAAAAUAAGUUUGGUGGAUUUGGCCGGCAGUGAGAGGGCAGAUUCUACUGGAGCCAAAGGGACCAGGCUUAAGGAAGGAGCAAAUAUCAAUAAAUCUCUAACUACACUGGGGAAAGUCAUCUCCGCUUUGGCAGAAGUGGACUCGGGGUCAAAUAAGAAUAAAAAGAAGAAGAAAGUGGAAAACUUCAUCCCCUACAGAGAUUCAGUUUUGACUUGGCUACUGAGAGAAAAUUUGGGGGGAAAUUCUCGUACUGCGAUGGUUGCUGCUCUGAGUCCAGCUGACAUCAAUUACGACGAGACCCUCAGCACACUAAGGUAUGCAGACCGAGCAAAACAGAUUCGAUGCAAUGCUGUGAUCAACGAGGAUCCCAACAACCGAUUGGUGCGUGAGCUGAAGGAUGAAGUGUCUCGUCUGAAAGACCUCCUCUGCUCCCAGGGCCUGGGUGACAUCAUUGACACAUAUCGAGCGUCUGGUGCUGACAUAGAGGGUUUGAAAUACCUAUCCGAUCACAAGAACAAUAACAAUAAAGGCCAAGAUGUGAAUCAAAGGGAUGAUUUUUCCACAGUGACCAAUGCCAUGACGGGGAUGAGUCCCUCUCCGUCUCUCUCAGUCUUGUCCAGCCGUGCAGGAUCCAUCGCCAGUCUUCAUGAUCGUAUCAUGUUCAGCCCAGGCAGCGAAGAGGCCAUCGAGAGGCUGAAGGAAACAGAGAAAAUCAUUGCUGAACUCAAUGAGACUUGGGAAGAGAAACUUCGCCGAACCGAAGCCAUUAGAAUGGAAAGAGAGGCCUUGCUGGCAGAAAUGGGUGUAGCAAUGCGAGAAGAUGGUGGGACAGUCGGUGUGUUCUCUCCCAAAAAGACACCUCAUCUGGUGAAUCUCAACGAGGAUCCUCUGAUGUCUGAGUGCCUGCUGUACUACAUUAAAGACGGGAUCACCAGGGUAGGUCGUGUAGACGCCAACAGUCGUCAGGAUAUAGUCCUCAGUGGCCACUUCAUCAAGGAUGAGCACUGCACCUUUACCAGUUCUACUGGUCCAAUGGGAGAAACAGUUAUCCUUGAGCCCUGUGAAGGAGCUGAGACUUAUGUCAACGGAAAGAGAGUGACAGAGCCCACUGUCCUCAAAUCAGGAAAUCGCAUCAUCCUGGGGAAGAGCCAUGUGUUCCGGUUCAACCACCCUGAGCAGGCCAGGGCUGAGAGGGAGAGGACCCCAUGUGCAGAAACCCCUGCUGAGCCCAUGGACUGGGCCUUUGCCCAGAGGGAGCUGCUGGAUAAACAGGGCAUUGACAUGAAACAGGAAAUGGAACAGAGGCUGCAGGAGUUGGAGGACCAGUAUCGCAAAGAAAGAGAGGAAGCCAACAACCUUCUGGAGCAGCAAAGACUGGACUAUGAGAGCAAGCUGGAGGCUCUUCAGAAGCAAGUGGACAGUUACUACCCAGAAACCCUUGAAGAAGAGGAAGAGCCAGAAGAGGAAGUGCAAUGGACAGAGAGGGAAACAGAGCUGGCUGUGUGGAGCUUCCGUAAGUGGCGGUGCUACCAGUUCACCUCUCUCCGUGACCUUUUAUGGGGGAAUGCCAUCUUCCUUAAGGAGGCCAAUGCCAUCAGUGUGGAACUCAAGAAGAAGGUCCAGUUCCAGUUUGUGUUGCUCACAGACACACUCUACUCCCCCCUGCCUCCAGACCUGUUGCCCCCAGAGGCAUCUAAGGACAGAGAGAAGCGACAGUUCCCACGCACCAUUGUGGCCGUGGAGGUGCAGGAUCAGAAAAAUGGAGCAACCCACUACUGGACAUUAGAAAAACUGAGGCAGAGGCUCAAUCUCAUGAGAGAGAUGUACGAUCGUGCUGCUGACGUCCCCAACAAUACCACUGAAGAAGGUGAAAAUGUGAUGACCGGAGGAGACCCCUUUUAUGACCGCUUCCCCUGGUUCCGUCUGGUUGGCAGAAACCCCAUUUUCAAGACAUGCAUGAGCGAGCGCAUGAGUGACCCUACCCCAUCCCCGACCCUCUCCAACUCUGAAAUUACUGAGCUGGCUGACCCGCAGCGGGAGGGUCGAGGGGAGGAGGAGGAAUUGGAGGACCUGGACGAUGAUAUCUUUUUGGACGACCCGUGCUCGGAGCUCGGGGGAGAGGAGGAUGAUGAUGAUGAUGAUGAUGAUGGAUAUGAUGAUGAGGGAGAGCUCUGCCGUGGCUCCGGCGAAGGCCAGGAUCCCUUUUACGACCGCUCACCAUUAUUCAGUGUAGUGGGAAGGGCUUUUGUUUAUCUGAGCAACCUGCUGUACCCGGUUCCUCUCGUUCACCGAGUGGCCAUCGUCAGCGAGAAGGGCGAAGUGAAGGGCUUCCUCCGCGUGGCGGUGCAGGCCAUAUCAGCUGAUGAGGAAGCUCCCGACUACGGCUCAGGAGUGAGGCAGUCAGGCACUGCCAAAAUCUCAUUUGAGGAUCAGCAAUAUGAAAAGUUCCAGUCCGAGUCCUGCUCUGUAGGACUGUCCCGCACAGGGAUUUCACUGGAGGAACUUCGUAUCGUGGAGGGAGAGGGGCAGAAUGCAGAACUGGGACCCUCAGCUGAUGAGGUCAACAAUAACACAUCUGGUGCAGAUGAACCUGAGAAUCCACUGAAGAGUCUGGACGGCCCGCUCGACACCGCUCAGGAGCACCUGAGGAUUGGUAAUGUUUUUACCUUCAGGGUGACUGUCCUGCAAGCCUCCAGCAUCUCUGCAGAGUAUGCUGACAUCUUCUGCCAGUUCAAUUUCAUCCACCGUCAUGAUGAAGCCUUUUCCACUGAACCCCUAAAGAACACAGGCCGCGGCCCCCCUCUUGGCUUCUACCAUGUGCAGAAUAUUGCUGUUGAAGUGACUAAAUCAUUUGUCGACUACAUCAAGACUCAGCCAAUUGUCUUUGAAGUGUUUGGACACUACCAGAAACAGCCUUUCCUUCCACUCUGUAAAGACAUCAUCAGCCCACUACGUCCCUGCAGAAGACAGUUUCCACGAGUGAUGCCUCUGUCCAAACCAGUACCUGCCACCAAGCUGACAGCUAUGACCCGCCCGCAGGCUGGACCCUGUCACUGCAAAUAUGAUCUCAUGGUGUUCUUUGAGAUCUGCGAGCUGGAGGCCACUGGAGACUACAUCCCUGCAGUGGUGGACCACAGAGGAGGAAUGCCUUGCCAUGGCACAUACCUACUGCACCAGGGCCUUCAGAGAAGAAUCACUGUAACUAUUGUACACGAGUCAGGAGGUGACAUGGAAUGGAAGGACAUUCGUGAGCUUGUUGUUGGUCGUCUCCGCAACACCCCUGAAGCUGAUGAGACCAUCAUUGACCCCUAUAUCCUCUCUCUCAACAUCUUGUCUGCUGGGUAUGUCAGGCCCAUGCGAGAUGACCGGACUUUCUACCGCUUCGAGGCCGCUUGGGAUAGCUCCAUGCACAACUCCCUGCUACUAAACCGAGUCACUCCAUAUGGAGAGAAGAUCUACAUGACCCUCUCAGCUUACUUAGAGAUGGAGAACUGCACCCAGCCCGCAAUCAUAACCAAAGAUAUCUGCAUGGUGUUUUACUCGAGAGACACAAAGCUCUCAUCCUCCCGCUCUAUCCGAAAUCUUUUUGGCACUGGAAGCCUGAGAGCGGCAGAUGGAAACCGUGUAACUGGAGUUUAUGAGGUCAGCCUAUGUAACCUGGCAGAUGCAGGAAGCCCGGGUAUGCAGAGGAGACGCAGGAGGGUGCUGGACACCUCAGUGGCCUAUGUCCGUGGGGAGGAGAACCUGGCUGGGUGGAGGCCCCGUAGUGACAGCCUCAUACUGGACCACCAGUGGGAGCUGGUGAAACUCAGCCUCCUUCAAGAUGUGGAGAAGACCAAACAUUACCUCCUGCUGAGGGAGAAACUGGAAUCUACAAUGCUUAUGGGCCUGGAGUCCCUGCAGUCCUGCGUCACCGAGGAGCUGAGUGAGACUCCUCAGCCCCCUGAGGUCGACCAAGAGGUCAGCUCCAGCUCUGAAAUCACCACUGAGAGGCAGAGGGAGCUCGCUGCCAAGUGUUUGCGGCUGCUCACUCACACCUUCAACCGAGAAUACAGCCACGUGUGCGUCAGCGCCAGUGAAAGCAAGAUCUCAGAGAUGUCCGUCACAAUGCUAAGAGAGUCCGCCUCGAUCUCUGCUCUCAACACAAUCACACCCUCCUCAACAUGCCCUUCGCUGGUUGAGGGUUGCUAUGGUAACACGGAGCUCAGACCCCCUAUGCCUCGCUCUCGCGCCGUCAGCCCCAGUCCUGAUACACAGCAGGACACAGAGGCCAAAAAGUCCAUCAACGGAGCCUCUGAAAUCAAACCACGGAGCCGCAGAUUUGUCCCUGAUAUCCAGGAGAUUAGAGUCAGCCCCAUUGUGUCAAAGAAGGGAUACUUACAUUUCUUGGAGCCAAACACCAAUGGAUGGGUGAAGCGCUACGUUGUUGUGCGGCGGCCGUACGUCUACAUCUACAACACUGAGAGAGACUCUGUGGAGCGGGCUAUCCUCAACCUCUCCUCUGCCCAGGUGGAGUACAGUGAGGACCAGCAGGCAAUGCUGAAGACCCUGUACACAUUUGCCGUGUGUACAGAACAUCGUGGAAUAUUGCUUCAAGCCAUUAAUGACAAAGAGAUGCACGACUGGCUCUAUGCGUUUAAUCCUCUCCUUGCUGGAACUAUCAGGUCGAAGCUGUCGCGAAGACGAGCCGGACCGAUGAGGAUGUGAAACAAGACAAAUCUUAUGCGAGAAGGUUGAACGCAGAGACUAAACUGUACAUACAUCCUUGUCCUAAUCCCUCCCCUUGUGCUGAGCCCCACAUCCCCACAACAGUCACAAACAACUAUCCUUCCCCUGUACGUUCUCAGUUUAUCACUAGUGUCCUCAGCACCUAAAGCGCCCAUUUCGUGUCAGGCCUUUUCUGCGGUGUGAGUUUCGUAGUCUGAAGAAACCUCUUCAAAAACUGUCACUGUCCUGUACUGGAGUUUAUUCAUAGCUGGGCGAUUGAAGAAAAAUGGAAGAAGUAGCAUCAGUUUCUUAUCUCAGAUUCCAUACGUAUGGUAAUGUACUGUAGUUGUUGUCAGUGACACAUCGAGCCUUAUACAUUUACUCCUUAAAAAAAAUGCAGUGACAUUUCUUUUUACCCAAAGCUGCCACGUCAGUGAGGAUCACAUUGCUACAUUUGCGUCAGUAAAUAGAAAAAACAUUAUGAUUCUUCUCUAUUCUACAGCUAUAUAUAUAUAUAGUGUCGAAACUGGUUCGCAUACAGCUAGAAAAUACACGCUAAAAGAAAAAAAAUGACAGUUGAGUGUAAGUCUUUAGCAUAAUUCUCUUUUCUUUCUGGUCCGUGAAUCCUGACAUCGAGCAAUCUGCGUCCUAUUCUUAAAACUUCUUAGAAACUUUAGCACACACAGCCUGGCAAAGGAAUGGCAUAUCAUUAUAGACUUCAUGUUCUUGUGGCAUUUUUAUCAAUCCAUGUCGUUUUAGCUAUGCGUAGGAGCACCAAGGGUAUCUACAUUCACACAAUAAGUAAUCAAAUGUCAUCACCAUUAACCCUCCCAAAUAAUCUCAUUCUCUACCUGAAUUUUAUUUGUUUUAAAUUGUGAUAUAUUUAGAUAUUUAACAGCUUUUAUUAUUUAUUUCUGCAUGUAUUUAUUUACAAAGACAUUUAUAUUUCUAAAGUAGUAGUACCGUGCAAUUUCUGCACACCGCACUUUUUAAUAUGAGUUCCUUAAAUGUUUGAAUAAUACAACCUUGUCCCCAAGCAGUUAAUGCUAUUUAAAUAGUUGAAUAACUUUAUGAUUGGCCACUUUCUUUGUGCUGAAGAUUACUUGAAUAAUACUUACCCCAUUUAAGAUUAGGGUAGUCGCACCUGACCUUAGACCCCAACUAAUAUACAUCUGAAAAGGUAAUUCUAUUGUUAGGUAGAAGAUAUUAAGGUGGUCUGUCCAUCCUCAGCUGCACAAAGCUACCUUGUUAAAUGAUCAAAAGUAUAAACUGUUCCUCACAGUACAGAAUGAGAAACCGGUUUUCUGAAUGGUAUGUAUAUUGAUUAAAUGUAGUGCCUCUCUUUUCAAUCAUACUGUACAGUAUGCCUCUGCACCAGUUGCUUUGAAACUACAUCCUCCAUGCUGCUAUAAUACUGUUCUGGAAGUGUCUGCAGAUCAUACUACAUCACUUUACUGCUUUUCAACAUCAUCACUUACGUAUUCAAACAACUUUAUCAUUUAUGCUCAUGUUACAUAUCUAAUAUGGCAAUCAGCUGUCAUAUAAUGUCCAUAACACAGAGUAUACUUCAUGUAUAUACAUUAAAAAAAACCCUACUUUAACAUAUUUUAGGAUUGUGUUAAACAAUCAUACUUUGAAUGGAAAAUUCAGUUAGUAGUUAGUAAGUAAGUGCAAGGACUGUACAUUUUCUUUUUCUUUUUUUUUUAUCUGAUUUUGAGUCAGAAAGAAUUCUGCAAAGCAUUUUCUAAGUCUGCUUUUCUUGCCGGUGAGUUUUAAUUUCUCCAUUAACUUCAAACACAAGGGAAAUAUAUUGUGUCAUGUCUUUAUUUUGGCUAGAAAACAUGACGGAUAUUUUUAGAACAUCGGGUAGUUGUGCACUUAAACCUCUUGUGGCUGAAAUGAGUAUUACAACAAAAACAACUAAAAAUCCCUCCCCCUCUUUAGUGGAUGAAAAGAAUCAUUUAAGGAACUUAGAAAGAAAACAUUGUUUCCACCUGUUCUUAAGUCAUAACAAUAGGAGAGAAAACAAUUAAGAUCAGACUUAAAAAAUGAAUCACCAGAAUGUUUUCAAUGCUUCUCAGAGCUUCCGUAGCUUUUUCAUCAAAACUGCAUUUUCUAUUCCAUUCCAUUCAAAUUGAACGUGAAUGUGAAACAGUUCAUAAACUAGUGACAUAUGCAGCUUGUGAGUUGUUGUGUGAAGGUUGAUUGAUGAGUAUGCCUCAGGUCAGCCAGCCUCAGAGCUAGCUCAAAGACAGUAGUGACAUUUCACUUGCAGAGAAGGAGGACAACAUCUCAAAGCAUUAAACUGUUAAGUAUAUUAUUUCUUCUCUUAUGGCACAGUAAAGCAGGGGAUUCAAUUGUAACGGCAAAGUAUUUUUUUAUUUAAGCAUAUUUCCUGAGUUUGGAAAGUAUUCUGUGUGUUGUGGACACAUUUCUGAAGUGAUCCAAUCAAAACAUUUUAAAACCCUACAUGUCUGCACAGCUGUCAGUAGUUGUGGCUAAUCAAACAGUCAAAUGUCUGUAAAUAUAUUUUGUUUGUUGUGUAAGAAGUCAUGUGAUCAAUGCUAUGAUCACAGAGUUUCCUGGCAGAGACUGCAGUUGUAGUUUAUCCAGCCACAGCAUCCUUAUUGAGGGAAUGCCCUGCUGUACAUUACACCAUCUCAAGCACUCAUUUCUGUCUCAUUUCCUUUAAAACCCCAAUCUUAAAAUGUGAGCCCCGGAUUGCUUCAGUCUGAUCUCUGUGUUGAGAUUAUUCCUCGUGUUUUCAUUGGGCCUUUUAAUGUGUGUCACAUUUGAGCCAACCAAAGUUUUCUUGGUGCAGUCACACACAAAAAAUCACACUGAAUGUACAUUGAUAUUUGAAAAUUCUUAUUCUGCUGGAGUGGUUAUGUUGACUUGUCUUUUGUUUUCGCAGUCUGGUUCCUUAUUGAUUGUAGGUGGGUUACUAUCUGGGAACCAAAUGGAGGUUGUGGGAUAUACCUGUAAUAAUCUGUCCACUGACGUGUGAGGGAGGUUGGUUCAUUAUGGUACAGAGUAAUGCUGGUAACCUUACUGUCACACUUUCACUCUUAUUUCAAUAUCUACCGUCAUCUUGCUCUGACAGCCUUCACAAAAUCUACUUUUUCUAAUCCCCUUUGAAGGAAAAUCGUUUACAUUGUUGUGCUUCCACAUCUAAUCUUUUUUUUUUUUUCAAAUUUCAAAAGAACAUUUCUUUUUUUUCCCUUCUUCAAAUGAUUUUUCAUUGUAUAUAAACAUGAUUGCUGUGAACAGUGUAUUAUAAAGUUGCACCCAUUUACAAAAUCCUAAAUGGGCAGUAGUUCAGUCAGUGUCUCUGAGUGUUGGAGUUUAGCGUCAGAUGUUUGUGUACACUAAACACUCAUAUAUUAAAUAAACAUGGAAAUUAUGCAACACAAA